AUGUCGGAUAUUGCAGACAAACUCUUGUCUGCUGUCAUGGUAGUUGCACCCACCAUUGGUUAUUUCGAUCAGUACCGCAUCAUUUAUAAAAGCAAGACGAGUUUAGGAUUCAAUUCUGUCACUUGUGCCAUCUUGUGUUUUGCAAAGCUAGGCAAGCGAUUUGACAUCACCUUGUUAUUCCAGUCGAUUGCGAUGCUUGUAUCUAUGCUUGUGUUAUUGGAGAUUGUGAUUCGAUACAAGCCCAAGGACAUUGCAUUUGAAACCUUAAUCGAUAAUGAUGAUGAUGAUAGUGAGAGUGAUCAUCAUAUUGCAUUCCAGAGAGUAGAAAAGAGAUGGUACGAACGUACGUUCUGGGGAUGGGAUAAUUACUUGGACUAUGUGAAUUGUUUGUUGAUGUUUACGAGUGUGAUUGGCGUAUUGUACAUCUUUUUGCAUCCGUAUUCGAUGUUUAUUGAAGCACUUGGAUUCUUGAGUUUAGGAUUGGAAAGUACGUUACCUGUGCCUCAAUUAUUAACAAAUUUUAAACAUCGUAACACGGAUGGCUUUAGUUUAUUGAUCCUGGCUAGCUGGUUCUUAGGGGAUGGAUUCAAGGCAUUUUAUUUCUUUUAUAAUCACUCACCCAUCCAGUUUGUUGCUUGUGCUUUGAUUCAGUUGAGCUUUGAUACGAUUAUUGUAUUCCAGUUAAUUCUCUUUUCACCCAGAGUUAAAAAGUGGUUGGGUAUUGAGUCUCCCAUUGCUUUACCCACAGAAGAAGAAGAAGAGGCAUAA
This is a messenger RNA of Mucor mucedo, 768 nucleotides long. RefSeq lists its product as uncharacterized. The transcript is spliced from 4 exons. The record is from RefSeq and is a predicted model, not a curated record. The coding region runs from base 1 to 768 and encodes 255 amino acids. Lineage: Eukaryota; Fungi; Mucoromycota; Mucoromycetes; Mucorales; Mucoraceae. Gene Ontology annotation, cellular component: trans-Golgi network; endosome. Gene Ontology annotation, biological process: retrograde transport, endosome to Golgi; phospholipid translocation.